This is a messenger RNA of Lagopus muta (rock ptarmigan), 2516 nucleotides long. RefSeq names its product CDK5 regulatory subunit associated protein 1 like 1 (gene CDKAL1). The record is from RefSeq and is a predicted model, not a curated record. Gene Ontology annotation, biological process: tRNA methylthiolation. Gene Ontology annotation, molecular function: tRNA (N(6)-L-threonylcarbamoyladenosine(37)-C(2))-methylthiotransferase activity; 4 iron, 4 sulfur cluster binding. Bases 293 to 2038 code for a protein of 581 amino acids. Lineage: Eukaryota; Metazoa; Chordata; Aves; Galliformes; Phasianidae. Gene Ontology annotation, cellular component: endoplasmic reticulum. The transcript has 16 exons.
CCCGCGCCCAUUGCGGAAGGCGGGGGGGUCCAAGAUGGCGCCGCGUGUCUGAGGCGCUGCGCGUCGCGCGCAGGUGAGCGUUGCGCUGGCAGCGGUUGGGAGGCACGGCCGGUGCGGUGCGUCCCUGCUCGGUGCCCAGGGUCCGUUGCCAGUCCUGUGGCGAGGAGGAACCGCCGGUCCCCGAGCUCGUCAGGAAGGCUCGCCCGGCUCUGGGCCGUUAUGCGUUAGCAGCACCGUUUUCUUCCUGUGGCGGAUUAUUGUCCAGAAGAGUUUACACCUUGCUUAAAAAGAGAUGCCUGCUGCCUGUGACUCAGUGCUGGAAGAUAUUGAAGAUAUUGUGUUGGCACAAGAUUCGAAGCCCCAUGAUUGGCGAUAUGCAAGAAAGAAUGUUUUUCCCAAAGUGCGAAAGCGCAGUUGGAAGCAAGGAACUCAGACAGAUGAUGAUCCUCCAUGUGACAGUGUGAUUCCUGGUAUUCAGAAAAUCUGGAUUCGUACGUGGGGAUGUUCUCACAAUAAUUCAGAUGGUGAAUACAUGGCGGGACAGCUAGCUGCAUAUGGAUACAAAAUUACAGAUAACUCUGCUGAAGCAGAUUUAUGGUUGCUGAACAGCUGUACAGUAAAAAAUCCAGCUGAAGACCACUUCAGAAACUCAAUCAAGAAAGCCCAAGAGGCGAACAAGAAAGUGGUUCUAGCAGGCUGUGUUCCACAGGCCCAACCUCGUCAGGAUUACCUCAAAGGCUUGAGUAUUAUAGGGGUUCAGCAGAUAGAUCGUGUAGUAGAAGUUGUGGAGGAAACUAUUAAAGGUCAUUCUGUGAGACUGCUUGGUCAGAAAAAGAACAAUGGAAAACGUUUGGGGGGAGCACGACUGGAUUUACCAAAGAUCAGGAGGAAUCCACUUAUAGAAAUCAUUUCCAUCAACACAGGGUGUCUCAAUGCAUGUACUUACUGCAAAACCAAGCAUGCCAGAGGAGAUCUAGCAAGCUAUCCCAUCGAAGAACUAGUGGAUAGAGCCAAACAGUCUUUUCAAGAGGGUGUUUGUGAGAUAUGGCUGACCAGUGAAGACACAGGGGCUUAUGGCAGAGACAUUGGCACAGACCUCCCUACACUUCUGUGGAAGCUGGUCGAAGCUAUUCCUGAGGGAGCUAUGCUGAGGCUUGGCAUGACAAAUCCUCCCUAUAUUUUAGAGCAUCUGGAGGAAAUGGCAAAGAUUCUCAAUCAUCCCAGAGUGUAUGCUUUUCUGCACAUACCAGUCCAGUCCGCUUCUGACAGUGUGCUCAUGGACAUGAAAAGAGAAUACUGCGUGGCAGACUUCAGACGAGUAGUGGAUUUCCUUAAAGAAAAAGUGCCUGGGAUAACAAUUGCUACAGACAUCAUCUGUGGUUUUCCAGGAGAGACAGAUGAAGAUUUUCAAGAAACUAUGAAACUUGUAGAACAGUAUAAGUUUCCAAGCUUAUUUAUUAAUCAAUUUUACCCACGCCCAGGAACUCCUGCUGCAAAAAUGCAUCAAGUUCCAGCUGCGGUGAAAAAACGAAGAACAAAGGAUCUGUCCCAGCUGUUUCAUUCAUACAAUCCAUAUGAUCAUAAGGUUGGAGAAAGGCAGAGGGUUCUGGUGACAGAAGAAUCCUUUGAUUCCAACUACUAUGUUGCUCACAAUCCAUUCUAUGAGCAGGUUCUGGUGCCAAAGGAUCCUAUGUUAAUGGGUAAAAUGGUAGAAGUGAGUAUUUAUGAAGCUGGGAAACAUUUUAUGAAGGGGCAGCCUGUGUCAGAUGCCAGAGUUUAUGCUGCAUCCAUCACGAGACCAUUAGCAAAAGGAGAAGUUUCUGGUUUAACAGAGGAGUUCAGGCAUGCACGGAAUGGCACAAAGUGGAAAGCACAUCCGUCUGCUGAGAUCCCAGUGAAAGCAGCACUCAUCCCCUGGAUGGCUUUGCAUCUCCCAUGGCACCAAGAAGGAAGAGGACUGAAGAUACUGUCUGUCAGCCUGGCUCUACUGGCAUUUCUUGCUAUGGUUUACUAUGGAGGAGUUAAAAGAGAACUGUGAAUUGAAUGCGGUUUUCAUUUAAAAAAAAAAAUUGCUGUUUAAAAUCUUCAAAGAAAACACUUAGAGCAACAAUUCUCUCUCUCUUAAAAAGUGAUAUAAAUCGGGCAAUAAUUUGUACUCACCCUAUGCCUUUCCUGUCAUUCAUAGGAGAGAAUGCUAAUAAGCUCUGGGAGACCUGAAGUUUGAGAUCUUUGUUUGGCAGGGAAGUUUGUUGUAUCUUUCUUCCUCUUAGUUUUUCUAAAAUGAUGCAAUGUUUGCAUUGCUUACUCUUUUUGUAACUGCCGUGGCAGGUUGAAUUGUGUGCAGAAAACUCAUAAAGCUUUUAAUAAAUCUUUCAAUUGAGCUUUUCUGCUAGUCUUUUAUGUGCAGAACAUUUACAGCUUCCUUAAAGAUUUUGCUUAAUGCAGUGUGAUAUGUAUCUUUUUACAUUAGAAUCAAACACUGCUCGGCCAUUAAAAUUCAUCAUUGUUGCUAUUGA